AUGAUCAUUGAUUAUGGCCAAUUUGGGGAUGUUGUCAGUUUUGAUACAACAUACAAAAUUAAUAAAUGUAAUUGGCCUCUUGCUGUGUUUGUUGGAUUCAAUCAUCACCGUGAGAUUAUUAUCUUUGGUGCGGCUCUCAUGUAUGAUGAAACAGCCGAGUCAUUUAUAUGGUUGUUUGAGACUUUUUUGAAGGCGAUGUCUGGAAAGGCUCCAAAGACAAUAUUUACUGAUCAAGAUGUUGCAAUGGCAAAGGCUCUUCGACAAGUUAUGCCUGAUGUAUACCAUAGACUCUGCAAAUGGCAUAUGAUGCAAAAUGCCUUAAAGCAUGGACACGGUUUUUUGACAGAUGAAGGUGGAAUCACAGGUUUUUUGUCAAAAUUUAUGGAAAAUAUUGAAGAGGAAGAUGAGUUUAUAUCUACCUGGGAUGCUAUGCUUGAUAAAUAUGCUUCCCGUGACGAUCCUUGGUUGAGUGGCAUCUAUGAUCUAAGAGAAAAAUGGGGCUUUCCUUAUGUUAAACGGCCAUGGUCAGCUGGAAUAAGAAGCACUCAAUUGAGUGAAAGCUUUAAAUCUACCUUGAAAAAUUAUUUAGACUCUGACCAGAAUGUUUCAGAAUUUUUUACACACUUUGAGAGGAUGGUUGCUGAUAAAAGGCACAAGGAGUUAGAAGCAGAAUAUGAUUUGUGCUUCAGGUUACCUAUUGUGAAAAUGAAUGUCAAAAUGCUAUAUGAAGCAAGAAAGGUUUACACUAAAGUAAUCUUUGAAGAGUUUCAAAAUCAAUUUGAAUCGUCCCUUGAAGCUUCUAUAACAAGUUGUGUUGAUACAGAUGAUGGUGGAAAGAUGUAUACAAUCAUUAGAGAUGGUUAUUCUAGAGAACGCAAGGUGAAGAGAGAUGUUGGUGAUAUACUAUCUUGUAGCUGCAGAUUGUUUGAGAUGAAAGGGGUUAUAUGUAGACACAUGAUCAAGGUCCUUAGAGAAGUGAUGCAAAUAAAAGAAGUUCCUGAGCAUUAUAUCUUAAAGAGAUGGACCAAGAAAUCUAGAGCUGAAAGUGUUCAAGACAUGCACGGGCGUGAAAUCCAAGCAGACCCUAAGUUGCAACAAGCCUCUAGGUAUAGGUCCUUAUGUUCCACCUACAUUCGCAUAUCAAUCAGAGCUUCUGAACAUGAAGAAGCAUACAAAUUAGCCAUGACUAAUGCAGAGAAGGUAGCAAAAGAAGUCGAAGACUUGCUAAGGUCUGAAAUGAAUGAUAAGGUAGAUGAGAAUGGUCAUACAACUCAAUCCACUCCCACUGGACAACUCAACGCAAAUGGUACUGUGGUUACUCCUGAUUCAAUGGAUAAUGUGUACAAGGUGACUCUCGAUCCAUCGAGUAAUGCAGAGAACGGUGUUUUUGAUCUAACAACUGAAGCUUUAAAUCUGACUCUUGAUGGUUGUGUAGGUUUGCUGCAGACCGUAACUUCCCUCGGCCUCGCCGCCCUCCGCCUUGACAUCUCUAACCCUAACCUCGUCUGCGCCUUCCUCUACUCCAACACCACCCUCCUCCUCACCAUCCCCAACGCGUUGGUCCUACCUCUCGCCACCAACCGCACCAACGCCCUCCGGUUUGGUUUCAAGACCUCUCUCCCUCACUCCUCCACCGACCCCGACACCAAUGGAACGGCGUUGUUAGCUCCGCCUCCACUUCUUCCUCCGGCAACGGUGAAGAAGAAGUCGUUCGCGGUUGCGACGAGGGAGUUGUUCCCUAGGCCUGGCGUCGACGGAAAGUGA
Molecule: messenger RNA, 1764 nt
Organism: Fragaria vesca subsp. vesca
Lineage: Eukaryota; Viridiplantae; Streptophyta; Magnoliopsida; Rosales; Rosaceae
Product: protein FAR1-RELATED SEQUENCE 5-like
Exons: 4
Coding region: 1-1764 (587 amino acids)
Biological process (GO): regulation of DNA-templated transcription
Molecular function (GO): zinc ion binding
Source: RefSeq, a predicted model, not a curated record